AUGUUCUUGAAAUUCGCUCUACUCCCGUGUCAUAUACAGGUAUCUGUAGCGGUAGUCAUCGGAUCAAUCUCUUCCGCCGAUAAACCCAGUGUUGGGAGUCGAUCCCUAUCUCUCAUCCCUAAAGAUACUUGUGUAUGUCCUUACAACCCGCAAUCUGAAUCUGGAUGGUCGGAAUGGGUCAAAUGCCCAGAUGAACAAAAGAGGAUGUACCUCGCCGAUCGAGACUUGACUGAAUUUACCAAGAGAUUAUGUUAUUGUCAAGAUGAAGAUCCUUAUUGUAACUGCCCGAUCAUCCAUCGACCAUGGACUGACUUUGACAAACGAGAACCGGAAGGUAUCGAUACAGUGUCAGUGCUGCAUGCUCGAAGCUGUCCUCCGGAUCGCCAAGAGGUCUGUCAUAAAGUGAAUGGAGAAGUAGUCUGUACUCCUUGUAUCGAAGAAAGGAUCGUUUGUCCAGUAUCCAAGAGAGCUCAAAGUGAAUCUGCUAUAUGUCUCAGAGGGUUAGACGGAAAUUUCAUUUGUCCACCUUGUCAACCUAGUUGUUGCCCUCGAGAGCUGUCUAGGGCACUUCAUGAUAGCAACAGUGAUGUUUGGUGUCCACCUUGUGAUUAUCCACAAGCAGCCACGAUCACUGAACAAGUGAAAGAUAUCACUCAACCGACAGCCAAGUGA
Molecule: messenger RNA, 672 nt
Organism: Kwoniella mangroviensis CBS 8507
Lineage: Eukaryota; Fungi; Basidiomycota; Tremellomycetes; Tremellales; Cryptococcaceae
Exons: 6
Coding region: 1-672 (223 amino acids)
Source: RefSeq, a predicted model, not a curated record